AUGCUGCGGGAGCAGCUAUACCGCAAGUGGAAGUGUGGGUCGGUUGGGGGGUGGAAGCAGAGGAUCUUGCUCGGCGGACGGAGCCGGCAGGCGGGAUCCAACACGUGGGACCGCCAGAGUCUUACCGCUUUCCGGCGGAUGCAAAAUGGACGAAAAGUGAAGGGGGCAAAGGUAGAGGGAAGGAGGGAAAAAAGAAAACCCCCCCAAACCCGAGAAAAAAAUUAUCCCCAGACAGGGGGGCCCAAAACAGAAAAAUGCAGAAAAGUCAUAAGAGAAAAUACAUCCCUACAGCAAAAAAGUAGGGACAGAAAAAUACAAUCUAAAUAA
Molecule: messenger RNA, 327 nt
Organism: Pelobates cultripes (western spadefoot toad)
Lineage: Eukaryota; Metazoa; Chordata; Amphibia; Anura; Pelobatidae
Source: the annotation of a GenBank genome assembly